Molecule: messenger RNA, 684 nt
Organism: Mauremys mutica (yellowpond turtle)
Lineage: Eukaryota; Metazoa; Chordata; Testudines; Geoemydidae
Source: the annotation of a RefSeq genome assembly
AUGAACUUAACAUUCUUUGAUCAAUUCAUAAGCCCACAAAUCCUAGGAGUACCAUUAAUUAUUUUAGCCCUACUUAUACCAUCAAUCAUCUUCCCAACCCCAAACAACCGAUGAUUAGCCAACCGCCUAUCAACUCUACAAGUAUGAACAAUCAAUUUAUUCACAAAACAACUAAUAUUGCCCAUUAACAAAACAGGACAUAAAUGAGCUCUCAUCCUAACAUCAUUAUUAGCCAUACUCUUAAUAACCAAUCUAUUAGGACUACUGCCAUACGCAUUUACCCCAACCACCCAACUCUCAAUAAACAUAGGACUAGCCAUCCCAAUAUGACUCGCCACAGUACUCACAGGUCUUCGAAAUCAACUAACAACAUCACUAGGACAUUUAUUGCCAGAAGGGACUCCAGCUCCACUCAUCCCAAUCCUCAUUAUUAUUGAAACAAUCAGCCUUUUUAUCCGACCUUUAGCCCUGGGGGUGCGACUCACAGCUAAUCUAACAGCCGGACAUUUAUUAAUCCAACUCAUUUCUACUGCAAUACUAGCCCUAUUACCAACAAUAACGACUUUAUCUAUUCUAACCGGAAUUAUCCUCCUCUUGCUGAUAAUCCUCGAACUAGCAGUAGCUAUAAUUCAAGCUUAUGUAUUUGUCUUACUUCUAUGCCUCUACCUACAAGAAAACAUCUAA